UUCCCAUAGUUCCCAUAGUUCAGCAUACGGGUUUGGCAGGCUCUACACUCUGCGGGAGUGAAGUGAACAUCCUGAGCACAGAAGCGGAGCAAGUUCAGCAGAAAGUGAGAGGACAGUGAACUAUGGGCCACCGUACUGAUGAGCUAUCAAGCAGCGCUGGAUUUUUCUCACUCAACCAGCGCUAUGGAAGCAUCUCUGUUUAAUUCCGGUUAAGUAACCCUGAAGACGUUGAGCCAAUAAAGGAAUGGCAAUUUCUAAGAAUGGCUUGACCAUCUUUGCCCUUCUUGUGACAUUUGUUUUUCUUGAAACAUGGGACUUCAAUGAAUUUCCAUGUCUGGUUUCACAGGAAGUUGUCGAAGAAGAAGACUUUCUACCUCACACCCGAGAGAGAAGAAAUGUGCCUGCAGGCCAGUGGAAUUACAUUAUUGACAUUGUUGUGAAUGCCUCUAAUGCGGAAGCUUUAGAGCAGAUCCGCGCUUCCUUGAAUGCUACUGAUCUUCCCAUACAACUUGAUAGCCACACGGAGAUCUCUGAUGUUAGCAUCACGACGGUGUGUUACUCAACUGGCACUGGCUUCCAGUGUAGAUGUGAGGAACAGUUUGCUUGGCCAUAUAGCACCUGUGUCACAUAUGGAGCCUGUGAUCAAACAUGGAGCGGAAUCUGUAAAUGCAUCAAUGCCAUUCCAGCUGGCAACCAGUCCUGUCAGCCAAUAUCAGGGCUGCUAACUCGGUACGAGUACGAAGUGGAGGUGGAGCUGAAUGUGACAGAUGUUGGGACAGUGGACUACCUCAGGAGCCUUCUUAACAAUAACAGCUUCUCCCUGGCUCUGGGGCCCGUUGUGAAUGUCACAGACAUUGACAUCACCACAGUGUGUUACCCGAAUGGCACCAACUUCCAGUGCAGAUGUGAGGAUCAGAAUGUUUGGUCAUAUAGGGACUGUCUUACAUAUGGAGCCUGUGAUGAGAUCACCAGUGACACAUGCCGCUGUAUCAACAGUAUUCCAUCCAGUGGGCGGUACUGCCAGCCAAAUACAGUUGUCCAGCUGUAUGAAUACAUAGUUGAAGUGGAAAUCCAUGUCAGUGAUGAUGCACAGAUCGUACAAUUAAGGCACGCUUUGGAGAACAUCAGUUUUCCUGUUAGACUCAGCAACACUGUCAACAUCACACAAAUUGACAUAAUAUUUACUGUGACCCCAGUUACGUAUGAAUACCAGAUUUACAUUGAGAUGAACACGACAGAUGCAGACCAGCUGAGAAACACCCUGAAAAAUAUGACCUUCCCGGUCCAAAUCGGCACGCAAAUAAACAUCUCAGAUGUCGAUAUGAUUAACGUUUGCAGCCAAGAUGGCGCGGGUUUCCAGUGUCGGUGUGAGGAUGACUACCUUUGGCCUUGUGACACGUGUUCCACCUAUGGGAAAUGUGAUGGAGAUACAAACAACACAUGCAGUUGUGUCAAAGCUAUUCCCACGAAUGGACAAUACUGUCAGUCAAUACACAAUCAAAACCUCACAGUAUGUCCUCUGACAACACCAGCUCCUCCAGCUGUUUACAAGUACCUAAUUUCUGUUGAGUUGAACGUCUCAGUUGUUGGACUCAUCGAUCAACUGAGGACCAUUCUGAGCAACAUCAGUUACCCCAUCAGCAUCGGCAACCACAUACAAAUCUCUCAUGUCAACAUGUCCACAGUUUGUUACCCCAACAGUUCAACAUACCAGUGCAGAUGUGAGGAGCAGUUCCGUUGGCCUUGUCAUAUGUGCUCCACUUUUGGCAAAUGCAAUGAUACAUUUGAUAAUAGCUGUGGAUGCAUCAAUGCCAUUCCUCCUGAUGGGCAGUAUUGCCAGUCUGUUGACCAAUACAACCUUACAUCUUGUCCUGUUACAACACCCACUCCAUCAGCAACAAACUUGACAUCUUGUCCUAUUACAACUCCAUCACCAACAACUUCUCCAGUCAUCUAUGAAUAUGUUAUUUCAAUUGAGCUGAACACCACAGAUGUUGCAGUGAUGGACAGACUGAGAAACAUCAGCUACCCAGUCGGUAUUGGAAAUGACAUACAAGUCCUUCACAUUAACAUUUCUACAGUUUGCUAUCCAAGCAGCGGUGGUUACCAGUGCAGAUGUGAGGAUCAGUAUCGUUGGUCAUGUGACCAGUGUUUAACAUAUGGAUCCUGUGACAACAUCAUGUAUGACACAUGUGGAUGCAUCAGUGCCAUUCCUCCAGAUGGACAGUAUUGCCAGCCUGUUGACCACCACAACUUUACAGCUUGUCCUCCUAGAACAACUUCAGCAACAAAUUCAACACUUGAUGCUACUACAGAUGCAAACACUACAAAAGCUUCAACAACAAUAACAAUUGUAACAAAUUCAACACCUGCUACAGCAAUUGCAACGACACCAUCAGUUGCAACAAAUUCAACUGCUGCUACAACAGAGUGGAACACCACAGCAAUUGGAACAACACCAACGGUUGUAACAAAUUCAACACCUAUUGCCACGACACAUAUGAACACUACCGCAGCUGCAACAUCAACUGUAACAAAUUCAACACCUACUACAACUGAGUGGAACACCACAGCAAUUGGAACAACAGCAACAGUUGUAUCAAAUUCAACACCUAUUGCCACGACACAAAUGAACACUACCGCAGCUGCAACAUCAACUGUAACAAAUUCAACCCCUGCUACAAUGGAUAGGAACACCACAGCAAUUGGAACAACACAAACAGUUGUAACAAAUUCAACUCCUUCUACAACGGAUAGGAACAACACCGCAAUUGGAACAACACCAACAGUAGUAACAAAUUCAACACCUAUUGCCACAACACAUAUGAACACUACCACAGCUGCAACAGCAACUGUAACAAAUUCAACACCUGCUACAACGGAGUGGAACACCACAGCAAUUGGAACAACACCAACAGUUGUAACCAAUUCAACACCUAUUGCCACAACACAUAUGAACACUACCACAGCUGCAACAGCAACUGUAACAAAUUCAACACCUGCUACAACGGAGUGGAACACCACAGCAAUUGGAACAACACCAACAGUUGUAACAAAUUCAACACCUAUUUCCACAACACAUAUGAACACUACCGCAGCUGCAACAGCAACUGUAACAAAUUCAACACCUGCUACAACGGAGUGGAACACCACAGCAAUUGGAACAUCACCAACAGUUGUAACAAAUUCAACACCUACUGCCACAACACAUAUGAACACUACCACAGCUGCAACAGCAACUGUAACAAAUUCAACACCUGCUACAACAGAGCGGAACACCACAGCAAUUGGAACAACACCAACAGUUGUAACAAAUUCAACACCUAUUGCCACAACAGAUAUGAACACUACCACAGCUGCAACCGUAACAAAUUCAACACCUGCAACAACGGAGUGGAACACCACAGCAAUUGGAACAACACCAACAGUUGUAACAAAUUCAACACCUACUGCCACAACACAUAUGAACACUACCACAGCUGCAACAGCAACUGUAACAAAUUCAACACCUGCUACAACAGAGCGGAACACCACAGCAAUUGGAACAACACCAACAGUUGUAACAAAUUCAACACCUAUUGCCACAACAGAUAUGAACACUACCACAGCUGCAACAGCAACUGUAACAAAUUCAACACCUGCUACAACGGAGUGGAACACCACAGCAAUUGGAACAACACCAACAGUUGUAACAAAUUCAACACCUACUGCCACAACACAUAUGAACACUACCACAGCUGCAACAGCAACUGUAACAAAUUCAACACCUGCUACAACAGAGCGGAACACCACAGCAAUUGGAACAACACCAACAGUUGUAACAAAUUCAACACCUACUGCCACAACACAUAUGAACACUACCACAGCUGCAACAGCAACUGUAACAAAUUCAACACCUGCUACAACAGAGCGGAACACCACAGCAAUUGGAACAACACCAACAGUUGUAACAAAUUCAACACCUAUUGCCACAACAGAUAUGAACACUACCACAGCUGCAACAGCAACUGUAACAAAUUCAACACCUGCUACAACGGAGUGGAACACCACAGCAAUUGGAACAACACCAACAGUUGUAACAAAUUCAACACCUACUGCCACAACACAUAUGAACACUACCACAGCUGCAACAGCAACUGUAACAAAUUCAACACCUGCUACAACAGAGCGGAACACCACAGCAAUUGGAACAACACCAACAGUUGUAACAAAUUCAACACCUAUUGCCACAACACAUAUGAACACUACCACAGCUGCAACAGCAACUGUAACAAAUUCAACACCUGCAACAACGGAGUGGAACACCACAGCAAUUGGAACAACACCAACAGUUGUAACAAAUUCAACACCAACUGCCACAACACAUAUGAACACUACCACACAUGCAACAGCAACUGUAACAAUUUCAACACCUGUUGCUACAACAGAUAGGAACACUACCACAACUUUAACAACAAUAAGAAGUUCAUCAACAGUUGCUACAACAGUUGUCACAACUACUAAUGUGACCAGCCAAAAUACCACAAUUGGCUCAACAAUAUUAGAAGUUCCAUCCACAGGCCUUAUAUCAACUACUAGUAACACUGCUGCUACCCAUGUCCCCAACACGCCGGUAACCACAUUUAAUACCACUACCCCAACCACGACCACUACCACGGCUGCUACCACUACCCCCACCACGACCACUACUACAAGUACUACCAUUACCCCAUCCAAGAUCACUAGCACGGCUGCUACUGCUUCCGCUACCACUACCUUCACCACGACCAAUACUACAAUAACUACCAGUCCCACGGCUGCUACCAUUAUCCACACCAACACUAGUGCCACAACUACAACUAUUACCCAAACAUCUACAGUUUUCAGUGUGGAAAUGCUAAUGAGAUUAGACAAGGAAUACACAACAGAAUUGAAUAAUCCAUCGAGUGCUGUGUUCAAGAAUUUUAAAUCACAGAUUGAUUCAGUGUUACACGAGCAGUAUAAAGGAAUCCCAGGAUAUAUCAGUGGUUUUGUGACAAGAUUCAGUGAAGGAAGCGUAAUUACAGACUUUGUUGUUCAGACAACAUACGUUGACUUUGAUAAACUGGCCGAAGAAAACGAAAAACUCCCAGAAACAAUACAACCUGUUGCUCCUGUCAUUGGUUCAGUUUCUGCAUUUUACAAGAGUCCAACUUCAAUCACAAUUCCGGACCUCACUUACACCGGUAACACCAUGUUCCUGAGGUGUGAGCCUCCAGAAAACUUUGAUCUGGGACUAAUUUCUAGUUCCAGGUGGAAAUUUAAAGGACGGGAAAUUAAAGAUGGUGAAAGGAUUGAAAUAACUACAUCUAACAAUCAGUCUAUGCUUAAAGUUAUCAACAUCAUUCCUGCAGAUAGAGGACUUUACAGUUGUACUCUGAGAAACAAAGCAAUGAAUUUCAACCAAGAAGGAUUUGUAACGGAAACUCAAAUCAUACAAGCACCUGUUGUGCGACUACAGGGUGAAGUUAAUGUAAGAUGCCAAAAUGGACAGAUACAACCUCUUAAGUGUUGCGUGCAGCGCCCCUACACAGUCAAGUGGUUUCAAGGCAUAGUCCCGUUAAACUCGGUUCCUGUUACAGAAGGAAAAGCCAACUGCAUCAAGCAUGAUUAUAAACUAGAAAACUGCAUCAGAUCGCAAGAAGAUAAGAUAACUUUUAUAUGUAGGGUAGAUAACCCAUCAAGUUAUGAAAUGAAAAUGACGAUGACCAUUUUCAGAGACAAAUCAAAAUGCGAUGAUGCUCAGUAUGGGACUGGGCGAGUUGGUGACAGAUCAAGCAUAGGGUGUGAUGAAGGUCAAGAGGGGAGCAAGACUGCGAUAUGUCAGGAAACAGGAGAGUGGAAACUUGAGGUGGACACCUGCAUUGUAACACAAAUCAAGGAAUUACUCAUUGAUUCACAGGAUUUGGUUGUUGAGGAAGUGCCACAAUUUGUAUUGAAUCUAAGUACAGUUGUCCAGCAAGAAAAAACUGAAAUUGCAAAUUCAUCUGCAACCAUAUCAGCCAUUGUUGACAUUCUAAACACUAUUGCAAAUGUUUCGACUGCUGUUAAUAAAACAGUAAUGCAGAAUGUACUAGAGACUAUUGAUGUCCUCAUUAGUGAAGAUGCAAGAGACUCCUGGCUAAUUCUGAAUGCAAAUGAUUCCCGCAAUACCAGCUCAGCAUUAUUGGGUUCAAUGGAGACUCUUUCCAGUGACUUGGAUGGAGAGUUUGCCAUUGCAACUCAACGGAUCCUGCUCAACAGAACCACAUUUAACAACAACUUCAUGGCAGACCUGAACUCCAGCGUCGUCAUAGACAUUCCCAACACCAGCAUGAGCAACAUUUUUAUAACUACCAUCCUCCUAUCCACCCUAAAUAAUGUUAUGCCACCACGGAACUCCACCUUUGAUGUUACACUCUUCAACGCUACCAGCAACGAAACUGCCAUCAAUGCAGUUGUGGUGCUUAUCAAAAUAAAUGCCACAGUUCAAAAAGUCCUCCUGAGAUACAACAAGCUGAACAGCUCCUUGACACUGAAUCCACAGUGCGUCUUCUGGAACUUCACACUCUUCGAUAAUUUUGGUGCUUGGGAUGAUGAGGGAUGUACUUUUGUUUCUGACAUCAACAACACAGUAACCUGCAGCUGUAACCAUCUCACCUCCUUUUCAAUUCUGAUGGCAACGGACAUCCCUCCAUCACUAAGUGAAGCAUUGGAUAUAAUCACUUAUUUUGGGGUAGGGAUAUCUCUGGCAAGCUUAGUUAUAUGUCUUAUUAUUGAAGGAUAUGUUUGGAAAGCUAUUACCAGGAAUAGCACUGCUUUCAUUCGUCAUGUUUCCAUAGUUAAUACCGCCCUGUCCCUGUUGAUUGCUGAUAUCUGUUUCAUCAUCGGUGCCUUUAUAGCUAAGAAUCCCCUUGAGAAUCCUGGGGAGGACUAUGAACUUCCACUUGGACCAUGUAGCACAGCAACAUUUUUUAUGCACUUUUUCUACCUUGCCCUUUUCUUCUGGAUGCUCGUGUCAGGCCUCCUGCUCUUUUACCGGACAGUCAUGGUCUUCUCUUACAUGUCCAAGUCAGCCAUGUUGGCCAUUGGUUUCUGUUUAGGCUAUGGCUGUCCUCUGAUUAUAGCUGUUAUCACUGUUGCUGUCACAGCACCAGGGAAUGGAUACAUCAGGAAAGACAAUGCUUGUUGGCUGAACUGGAUUGAGACAAAAGCCCUUCUGGCCUUGGUGAUACCGGCAUUGACCAUAGUUUUAAUCAAUAUCUUUAUUGUAAUUGUGGUCUUGUUCAAAAUGCUGAGAAGAGGUGUAGGUGAAUCUGCCCAAACAGAUGAAAAACAUACACUGGUGGUCAUUGCAAGAUGUGUGAUCAUUUUGACUCCUUUAUUUGGACUGACCUGGUCUUUGGGAGUGGGGACCAUGGUAUCAUCAACAAGUAAAGGACUCCAUAUUGCCUUUGCAUUCUUCAACUCAUUACAGGGUUUCUUCAUUUUAGUGUUUGGGACACUGCUCGAUUCAAAGACUCGUUCUAUCCUCUUCAGGAGAUUACCUACAACAAGCACUGGCUCUAAUACGACAAGAAGUACAAGUGCUGGUAUUUCUUCUUUAAGUGGAACCAAUUUGAUAAGUAGAAUACUUGGAAGAAGAUAUAUCUACCAUGUCUCACAAGCUGCAAGCUCAAGCAGUAGUGGUGCAGCAGAGUCAUUUGUUAAUAUAUGAAUCAGUGCAACAAUCUGUAUAAUUAAAUGUUUUAUGAAUCAUUCAUAAGAAAUGUCAGAUAUUAUGAGAAUUUUCGAUGCAUAAUCACAGACAUGGUCUUGUUGAAGUUCACUGAGAAGAUAAAAUAAAUAGUGAACCAACAAAUAUGAUAAGCUUUGAAAAAAGGAAUAAAAUGGUGCUGUAUUAAAAAUGAAACAUGUUUGAAGGAAGAUGAUGUCCGAUAAUGAAAAGAUCUAGAAAAGUUACAUGAAUGUAAAAUUUUGUGUUGUAAUAUUGUGAAUUAAACUAUGAAACUAUUGUCAAAA
Messenger RNA from Scophthalmus maximus (turbot), 8019 nucleotides. RefSeq lists its product as uncharacterized. Gene Ontology annotation, biological process: cell surface receptor signaling pathway; G protein-coupled receptor signaling pathway. Lineage: Eukaryota; Metazoa; Chordata; Actinopteri; Pleuronectiformes; Scophthalmidae. The transcript has 67 exons. The record is from RefSeq and is a predicted model, not a curated record. The coding region runs from base 245 to 7714 and encodes 2489 amino acids. Gene Ontology annotation, cellular component: membrane. Gene Ontology annotation, molecular function: G protein-coupled receptor activity.